This is a messenger RNA of Diaporthe amygdali, 897 nucleotides long. RefSeq names its product eukaryotic translation initiation factor 3 subunit g. Gene Ontology annotation, molecular function: translation initiation factor activity; RNA binding. The record is from RefSeq and is a predicted model, not a curated record. The coding region runs from base 1 to 897 and encodes 298 amino acids. Gene Ontology annotation, cellular component: cytoplasm; eukaryotic translation initiation factor 3 complex. Lineage: Eukaryota; Fungi; Ascomycota; Sordariomycetes; Diaporthales; Diaporthaceae. The transcript has 3 exons.
AUGGCUGCUACCGCCACAAACAACCCAGCCAGGGACUGGGCCGACGACGACGACAACGAAGAGGUGCCAAGCACCGCCCUCCCCGCCGAUGAGACCAUCCAGAACCGCGACGGCACAAAGACCAUCAUCUCGUACCACCUCAACGACAACGGCCAGACGGUCAAGACAACCCGCCGCAUCCGCCUCAUCACCCACCGCGAGGUCGUCAACCCGCGCGUCGCCGAGCGCAAGAAGUGGGCCAAGUUCGGCCUGUCUGGCAGCGACCCGAUCGGCCCCGCCCCCGACACCACCUCGGUCGGCGAGAACAUCAUCUUCCGCCCCUCGGCCAACUGGAAGCAGGAGGCCAAGGACGAGAGCAAGGACCCCAACGCCCAGAGCAUGAAGGACAAGCUCAAGGACAAGAAGGUCAAGUGUCGUAUCUGUUCCCAGGAGCAUUUCACCGCCCGCUGCCCCUACAAGGAGACCAUGGCCCCCGUCGGCGAGGCCGCCGUCGCCGACGUCGCCGCCGGCAUGGGCGACGAGCCUUCCGCUGCAGGCGGUGCCGGUGCGGGCAAGAAGGGCUCCUACGUCCCGCCUGCGCUGCGGAACGGUGGCGCGCGCGGCGAAGGGGAGAGGAUGGGCGGUGGCAAGUUUGGCGAGCGCGACGACUUUGCCACGCUGCGUGUCACAAACGUCUCCGAGAUGGCAGAAGAGCAAGAGCUGCGCGACAUGUUCGAGCGCUUUGGCCGCGUCACGCGCGUGUUCCUGGCCAAGGACAGGGAGACGGGCCGCGCCAAGGGCUUCGCGUUCAUCAGCUUUGCGGACAGGACCGAUGCCGAGAGGGCCUGCGGGAAGAUGGACGGCUUCGGUUUCAAGCAUUUGAUCCUGAAGGUCGAGUUUGCGAAGAAGGCUGCUUAG